Letharia lupina is the source of this 783-nucleotide messenger RNA. RefSeq lists its product as uncharacterized. Bases 1 to 783 code for a protein of 260 amino acids. The record is from RefSeq and is a predicted model, not a curated record. The transcript is spliced from 2 exons. NCBI's taxonomy places the organism in Eukaryota, Fungi, Ascomycota, Lecanoromycetes, Lecanorales, Parmeliaceae.
AUGACAAGGAUUGGUGUCCAUGUACCACAACGCCAACCACGCAAGCGACUGCCCGUAGACUUCGAACUCGACGUCGCCGUCGCGGACGGCCCUGUUUCAGUAACGGUAGUAGGUGGAGCUUCAGUUACGGUCGUCGGUCCGUUGGCCGAUGCAGGGAUCCCUGAAGAAGUCGCCGUGGAAGAAGAGGAAGUUGCGGCGGAAGGAGAAGUUGAGGAGGAUGAGGAAGUCGUCGAAGAAGAAGAAACCGUGGUAGAAGGAGAAGAAGUUGAGGAGGAUGAGGAAGUCGUCGAAGAAGAAGAAGCCGCCGCCGCCGAAGGAGAGGGAGUUGUUGAGGAGGAAGAGGAAGUCGUCGAAGAAGAAGAAGCCGCCGCCGCCGAAGGAGAGGGAGUUGUUGAGGAGGAAGAGGAGGUCGUCGAAGAAGAAGAAGCCGCCGCCGCCGAAGGAGAGGAAGUUGUUGAGGAGGAAAAAGACGCUGUAGAAGACGAUGGCAGCGACCCAGUAUCAGAAAUACAAUUGCCAACGCAGAAAGGGCUCUGCACAGAGACCGAUGCCGCCGCUGAUGCCAUCGACCUCCGCACCGAAGUCAAAAUCGAUAGGUUGAGACUGAGAAAGACAGAUUACGUGGUCGCCAGAGGCAUAGGUGGUGCUGUUGGACAUGGGAGAAGCCCAGAUAACGUCUCGAAGGAUUUGAAUAAUGCCCACGGACUGUUGGUUGCUAAGAGAUGCCCGACCACAGAGGAUGGAGCCUCGACAGUUGAUGCCGAGUGCGGAGAUGAUAGGUAG